Messenger RNA from Jaculus jaculus (lesser Egyptian jerboa), 1558 nucleotides. It is a transcript of the gene Babam2, whose product is annotated as BRISC and BRCA1 A complex member 2. The transcript is spliced from 12 exons. NCBI's taxonomy places the organism in Eukaryota, Metazoa, Chordata, Mammalia, Rodentia, Dipodidae. Gene Ontology annotation, biological process: double-strand break repair. The record is from RefSeq and is a predicted model, not a curated record. Gene Ontology annotation, cellular component: BRCA1-A complex; BRISC complex. The coding region runs from base 130 to 1281 and encodes 383 amino acids.
CCCCCAGCGGUGCGCGCGCAGGUCGGUGCGUCGGGUCGGGGGCGCGCUCGGGGAACGUGUACCCCGGGUAGUGCGUGGCCUGUAAACCGAGCCGACAGAGUUCCAGUGGUGACUUCCAGUCAACUUGAAAUGUCCCCAGAAGUGGCGUUGAGCCGCAUUUCUCCAAUGCUGUCCCCAUUCAUAUCUAGUGUGGUCCGGAAUGGGAAAGUGGGACUGGAUGCUACAAAUUGUUUGAGAAUAACGGACUUGAAGUCUGGCUGCACAUCACUGACUCCUGGGCCCAACUGUGACCGAUUCAAACUACACAUACCAUAUGCUGGAGAGACAUUAAAGUGGGAUAUAAUUUUCAAUGCUCAAUACCCAGAACUGCCCCCUGAUUUUAUCUUUGGAGAGGAUGCCGAAUUCCUGCCAGACCCCUCAGCUCUACAUAACCUCGCCUCCUGGAAUCCUUCAAACCCCGAGUGCCUGUUGCUGGUGGUGAAGGAGCUUGUGCAGCAAUACCACCAGUUUCAAUGCAGCCGCCUCCGCGAGAGCUCACGCCUCAUGUUUGAGUACCAGACACUCCUGGAAGAGCCUCAGUAUGGAGAGAACAUGGAGAUUUAUGCUGGGAAGAAAAACAACUGGACUGGUGAGUUUUCAGCUCGUUUCUUACUGAAGUUGCCAGUGGAUUUCAGCAAUAUUCCCACAUACCUUCUCAAGGAUGUAAAUGAAGACCCUGGAGAAGAUGUGGCCCUACUUUCUGUCAGUUUUGAGGACACUGAAGCCACCCAGGUGUUUCCCAAGCUAUACUUGUCACCGCGAAUUGAGCAUGCUCUUGGAGGCUCCUCGGCUCUGCAUAUCCCCGCGUUUCCGGGAGGAGGCUGUCUCAUUGAUUACGUUCCUCAAGUAUGCCACCUACUCACCAACAAGGUACAGUAUGUGAUUCAAGGAUAUCACAAAAGAAGAGAGUAUAUUGCUGCUUUCCUCAGUCACUUUGGCACAGGUGUCGUGGAAUAUGAUGCAGAAGGCUUUACAAAACUCACUCUGCUGCUGAUGUGGAAGGACUUUUGUUUUCUUGUGCACAUUGACCUGCCUCUAUUUUUUCCUCGAGAUCAGCCAACGCUCACAUUUCAGUCUGUCUAUCACUUCACCAACAGUGGACAACUAUACUCCCAGGCCCAGAAAAAUUACCCAUAUAGCCCCCGAUGGGAUGGAAAUGAAAUGGCCAAGAGAGCAAAGGCUUAUUUCAAAACCUUUGUCCCUCAGUUCCAGGAGGCUGCAUUUGCCAGUGGAAAGCUCUAGGAAACACCAGUGUUGAGAGGCGGCCAGCCAGACUGCUCUGUCCACAUGCGUGUCAGCACACAGGCCGCUUCCUGGAAGCCACUUGGAAUGUCUUCAUGGCCGCAUUUUGCUCACACAGCAGCUCUGCACGCCCCAGACAGCCCUGCUGUGCUGGAGCCCCAACUUGAGCUGGCUGGCACUGCCCCGAAUCCCAGCACCCUCACUGCUGCCUGCUCCCUCUUUCUUUCUUUCUUCAUUACAUUUCAUAGCUGGAAGAAAUAAACUCACAGAAGAUGCA